Passer domesticus (house sparrow) is the source of this 2377-nucleotide messenger RNA. RefSeq lists its product as uncharacterized. The coding region runs from base 1 to 1929 and encodes 642 amino acids. The record is from RefSeq and is a predicted model, not a curated record. Gene Ontology annotation, cellular component: cytoplasm. NCBI's taxonomy places the organism in Eukaryota, Metazoa, Chordata, Aves, Passeriformes, Passeridae. The transcript is spliced from 10 exons.
AUGUCCCCGAUUUCCCGGUGUUUAUCCCCAUGUCCCCGAUUUCCCGGUGUUUAUCCCCAUGUCCCCGAUUUCCGGUGUUUAUCCCCAUGUCCCCGAUUUCCCGGUGUUUAUCCCCAUGUCCCCGAUUUCCCGGUGUUUAUCCCCAUUGUCCCCGAUUUCCCGGUGUUUAUCCCCGAUUGUCCCCGAUUUCCCGGUGUUUAUCCCCAUGUCCCCGAUUUCCCGGUGUUUAUCCCCGAUUGUCCCCGAUUUCCCGGUGUUUAUCCCCAUUGUCCCCGAUUUCCCGGUGUUUAUCCCCAUGUCCCCGAUUUCCCGGUGUUUAUCCCCGAUUGUCCCCGAUUUCCCGGUGUUUAUCCCCGAUUGUCCCCGAUUUCCCGGUGUUUAUCCCCGAUUGUCCCCGAUUUCCCGGUGUUUAUCCCCGAUUUCCCGGUGUUUAUCUCCGAUUUCCCGGUGUUUAUCCCCGUUUCCCCCCGUGUUUCCCAGGCAGUCUCCCAGGCCGCGGGGCCCUGCGCGGCGCCGGCGCUGCGGCUGCUGCAGGAGCUGCGCCCGCAGCCCGAGCUGGGCGAGCUCUGGGAGCACAAAAUCCCAAAGCUGCUGCUCCUCCUCCAAGAAAACUCCGAGGGUUCCCUGGACCAGGAGGAAUGGGAGGAGAAGCUGCUCCAGUUCCUGCAGGAAUCCCUGGAAUCCAUCCCGGAUAAAUCCUGGAUUUGCCCCUUGGUGUCCGAGGCCUUCCGGCAGCUCCGCGCCUCCGACGGCUCCCAGGAGGAGAAGAAUUUCCUGUACCGGUGCCUGGGGACGGCGCUGGGGCUGUGUCCCAGGAAGGAGCUGGUCCGGAGGCAGCUCCAGGAGCUCCUGGAAAGCGCCCGCUGCCACGAGGAGGCCGAGAGGGAGGGUCUCUCGUCCUGCUUCGGGAUCUGCGCCCGGAAUCACCUGGAAGAAACUUUGGAAAAAUUGGAGGAAUUUGAGAAAUCCGACGUCUUCAAGAAAUCCCAGGGCUUGUUCAGCAUCUUCAAGGAGCGGGGCGAGGGCGAGCAGGAGAAGCAGCGCGGGGCGCUCCUGCUCUGCUGGGGCCGCGUGGCGGCCGCCGCGCCCCCGGAGCUGCUGCGCGCGCGCCUCGAGGGGCAGCUGCUGCCGCGCCUGCUGCGCCACGCCCGCGCCAAGCUGCUGCCGCGCCUGCUGCGCCACGCCCACGCCAAGGUUCUGGGAAUAAAAGUAGAGACCAAGGACCCGGUGCUGAAGCUGAGCCUGGCCCGGAGCGUCUCCAUGAUCUGCCGCGCCCUGGCCUGCGGCGACUCCGGGAAGAAUUCCGGGAAGAAUUCCGGGAAUUUGGAGAGUUACCCUGGGAGUUACCCCGGGAACGGCCCCGGGAACGGCCCCGGCAGCAUCGCCCACAAGGCCGAGCUGGUGGCGCUGAUGGUGGAGUUCCUGCGGGCGGAGCCCCCGGAGCCCCCGGAGCGGACGCGGCUGCGGCAGCGAGCGCUGAGCGCCUGCGCGCACCUGGUGUAUCCUGGCCGUGCCCCGAUUCCCAAAUCCCCGAAAUUCCGGAGCUCGGGGACCCCUGGGAACUCCGGGAUCGGGGUGUGGGGUUGGGUCCUUGGGAAUUGUCAGAAUUCCAGGAAUUUCGGGAGUUCCAGGAGUUCAGAGACCCCUGGGAACUCCGGGAUUGGGGUGUGGGGUUGGGUCCUCCUUGGGAAUUGUCAGAAUUCCCAAAAUCCCGGGAUUCCGGGAGCUCGGAGACCCCUGGGAACUCUGGGGCCGGGGUUUGGGGGUUGGGUCCUCCUUGGGAAUUCCCAAUAUUCCCCAAAUCCCGGAAUUCUGGGCGCUCAGAGACCCCUGGGAGUUCCAGGAUUGGGGUUUGUGGUUGGGACCUUGGGAAUUCUCAGAAUUCCCAAAAUCCCGGGAUUCCAGGAGCUCGGACACCCCGGGGAAUAACGGGAUCGGGGUUUGGGUCCUUGGGAAUUCCCAAAAUCCCGGAAUUCCGGGAGCUCGGGGGACCCCUGGGAAUUACGGGAUCGGGGUUUGGGGUUGGGUCCUCCUUGGGAAUUGUCAGAAUUCCAGGAAUUCCGGGAGUUCUGGAGCCUCUUGGGAAUUCCAGGAUUGGGGUUUGGGGUUGGGACCUUGGGAAUUCCCAAAAUUUUGGGAUUGGGAUUUGGGAGUGGGCUGGGAUUUGGGAUUUGGGGUUGGAUCCUGGGAAUUUUGGGAAUUCUGAGAAUUGUGGAGCCCCUGGAACCACUCCUUGGAAUUCCAGGAUUUUGGGAAUUCCCAAAGAAUCCCCAGUAACUCCCAAAAAUCCCCAAUAAUUCCCAAUAAAUUCCCAGUAAUUCCUAUUAAUUCCCAAUAAUUCCCAUUAAUUCUAAAUAAUCCACAGUAAUUCCCAAUA